GCGUGUAAGCGCCGCCACCGCCGGGAGUCUGAGGAAUUCGCCUGGGCUGUUAAAGGAAAGAGCUAAGUGAGAGAGCGCGAGCUCUACCUACCGACAGUGAGGAGCGCCGCCGCCGCCGCCGCGCCGCUCGCCGCCCGCCGCCGCCCGCGCCAGCCCCGGAGCCCGGCACGCGGCGCCCCCACCUGCCCAGCCCCCGGCCCAGCAGCCCAGCCCUGCCCAGCCGGGGAGCCCGCCGGCCUGGGGUUCGGUCCCGGGGGGAGGGGAGUUUGGGGGUCCCAGGCGGGAGCCGCGAGCCAGAGGGAGGGGGCCGCGGGGUUUCAUGUGCCCAGCAUGAGCUCCUACUUCGUCAACCCCCUGUUCUCCAAAUACAAAGGCGGCGAGUCCCUGGAACCGGCCUAUUACGACUGCCGGUUCCCGCAGAGCGUGGGCAGGAGCCAUGCGCUGGUGUAUGGGCCCGGCGGCUCGGCGCCCGGCUUCCAGCACGCCUCGCACCACGUCCAAGACUUCUUCCACCACGGCACCUCCGGCAUCUCCAACUCGGGCUACCAGCAGAACCCGUGCUCUCUUAGCUGCCACGGAGACGCCUCCAAAUUCUAUGGCUACGAGGCGCUCCCCAGACAGUCCCUUUAUGGGGCUCAGCAAGAGGCGAGCGUGGUGCAAUAUCCCGACUGUAAAUCCUCCGCCAACACUAACAGUAGCGAAGGACAAGGCCACUUAAAUCAAAACUCGUCUCCCAGCCUCAUGUUUCCAUGGAUGAGACCCCACGCUCCGGGGCGACGCAGCGGAAGGCAAACUUACAGCCGGUAUCAGACCUUGGAACUAGAAAAGGAGUUUCUCUUUAAUCCUUAUUUGACACGAAAGCGCCGGAUUGAAGUCUCUCACGCCCUGGGACUAACCGAGAGACAAGUGAAGAUCUGGUUCCAGAACCGAAGGAUGAAGUGGAAAAAGGAGAACAACAAGGAUAAACUGCCUGGGGCCCGAGAUGAGGAGAAGGUAGAGGAAGAAGGGAAUGAGGAAGAGGAGAAAGAAGAGGAGGAAAAGGAAGAAAACAAGGACUAGGCAAAAAAAAGAGAAAAUCGCCCCCUUUAGCAACUCCCUUGAAGUUUCGUUUUAUGGUAGCAGAUACAUUGAGAAGUUUACGACUGUCAUUUGCUUUUAUAGAGAAUAGAAUGACACUCACAACUCUAACUACCUGUCAGAUACUUGCAGUGCGGUUUUAUUACCUUUGGACUUCCCUUGCGCUUUAUUUGUUUGGGGCUGGAGGGGGGAGACCGAGACCCAGAGGAAAGUUCGGACUGUGUCCCACUCCUUGCCCCAACACAGACACUUGUCCCCACUGCCACCUCCUGAGUCCUUCCUGGACUCAAGUCCUGAGACCUGGCCUCCUCACCUCUCUCUGCCCCUGGCCACCAAGCUCCCUGAGAAACCUCCCUGUUUCUCUGAUAUUUAUUUUAGAGGGAAAUCCCUUAAAGUGCAAAGAGGACUCUUGACUUUGUUUUUAAUGCUAUGAUUAGUGCACUAAAUUUAUUUUUAAAAAAGAAAGGAAAGAAAAACUGAAAGAAAGGGAAAGGAAGGGAAGAAAUUAAAAGAAACAAGGAAGAGAGAGCAAAGAAUAUGCCCGCCCCCUCCCCUCCGCGGGGCUCCCAGUUUGGAAAGCCCCUUGACUUUCUCUAGGAAGCUGACAGAUACCUUCCCCCUUGCUAAUGGGUGAAUGGGGCCUGCUGUCGCCUGCCUCUAAAAUCCUACCUAGCCAUCCACAGUCACUCACUCGGGCCCACGCCUUUCUCUUGCCUUCGCCUUCGCUGUUUGCUGUUUGAUUUCUGUUCUUUGGGCCCGGCUUUCUCUGAGCUGCAUUAGUGUUAGCGCUCAGAAAUCACCAUAAUCAUGAAAAUAAUAAUAAUAUCCAUAAUGAAUCUUUAACAUACUACCUAAAGGGAACCUGCAAUAAACUUGGAAAAGAAAAAGAAAAAAUUUUAAAUCCUGUUAUAGGAGAAAAAAAGAGAAAAAAUUAAAAAAGAAAAAAAAGGAAGAAAAGAAUGAAACCUCCAACGUAUUUUAUCACUACCUAUAGAAAAAAAUCCUGCUUUGAGAGUAUUCGUAAUGCAAUUUUGUUGUCGUUUGUUGCUGCUUAUUUCACUAAGAAAAACCCAACAACUGAGACUGCCUAGCCCAGCCCGCCAGUCCUGUGCGCUUUUAUUGUGCUUAUAACCCCAGUAGAGUAGAACUAAAUUGCACUGAAUGUAUAGUUAACUCUGUCUUGAAUUCUCUGUUUAUGCAACGUGCUUGAAAGAAAAAAUGUUAAAAAUAUAUCUAUAAUAAUAAUUUUUGGUCAUUUGUCUUUAUGUCCAGCUAUGAAUGUAGAUUUUGUGUCCUGACAGCCCUGUUCCUGGUCCAAGUACUUUGUAUUGUAUACGUGAGUCAUAAUUAAAAAAAAGGAGAAAAAUA
Messenger RNA from Cavia porcellus (domestic guinea pig), 2445 nucleotides. RefSeq names its product homeobox C8 (gene Hoxc8). The transcript has 2 exons. Bases 331 to 1059 code for a protein of 242 amino acids. The record is from RefSeq and is a predicted model, not a curated record. Gene Ontology annotation, cellular component: nucleus. Gene Ontology annotation, molecular function: DNA-binding transcription factor activity, RNA polymerase II-specific; RNA polymerase II transcription regulatory region sequence-specific DNA binding. NCBI's taxonomy places the organism in Eukaryota, Metazoa, Chordata, Mammalia, Rodentia, Caviidae. Gene Ontology annotation, biological process: regulation of transcription by RNA polymerase II.